AUGCGUCUAUGGAAAAACAAGUUGCAUUCAGGUAUGGCAUAUGAUCGAGAUAUUGCAUAUAGAACUGACGUCUGUGUAGCUUUGGGUUCUAUGACCUAUAAGUGUCAGUGGUGCAACGCUUUGAAGUGGAAAGAUGAGACACUUGGUAUGUGUUGUAGCGCUGGAAAAGUACAACUUGAGAGGUUAAAACAACUACCUGAACCUCUCUACAGUUUGAUGACGUCAUUUGGUGGUAAACAGGUAACAGCAGACGGUUUCUUACCGACUUUUAAAGUUAAAGGACAGGUCUACCAUUUAAUUGGAAGUAUAUUACCUGAACCCGGACAGGGCGCACAGUACCUUCAAAUCUAUUUUGUCGGUGAAGACGAACGAGAACAUCACAUUAGUCUGGAUCAAAUCGACAAUGUUAUUUGUGCUGAAAUACCCGAUCCCAUACGUAACCCUCAGCUUCACGAAAUCAUUAAAUGUAAUAGGAUUCAUGGCCCUUGUGGCUGUUUUAAUCGAAAUUCACCAUGUAUGAAAGAUAACACGUGCAGUAAACAUUACCCCAAGAAUCUCAUUAAGGAAACUCAAACUGGUGAUGACGGUUAUCCGAAGUACAAGAGACGUUCAACCGAUGACGGUGGAUUUUCCAUCAAUAUCAAAGGCGUAGAUAUAGAUAAUCGUUGGAUAGUUCCUUAUAAUCCAGUACUGUUAAGAACAUGUAACGCUCACGUCAAUGUGGAAUAUUGCAGUUCGGUGAAGUCCAUAAAAUAUGUGUGCAAAUAUGUAAAUAAGGGCUCGGAUCAGGCUUCAUUUGCCUUAGAAAAUGAGAAAGACGAAAUAAAAACUUACGAAAGUGGACGAUAUAUAAGUUCAUCAGAAGCCGUGGGGCGAAUCCUUGAAUUUCCAAUUCAUGAGCGUUUCCCUACCGUUGUUCACCUUGCUGUCCAUUUAGAAAAUGGACAAAGGGUUUACUUUAAUGAACAAAACCUACAUGACAAAGUGAAUAGUCCUCCUACAACUACACUUCUCUCAUUUUUUGAUUUGUGUAAAGUGGAUGACUUUGCAAAAAAUUUGCUUUACCCAGAAGUACCUGCAUAUUACGUUUGGGACAAAAAAAAGUUCCAAAGAAGGAAUAGAGGAGUAAACGUUGUUGGCUGGCCUGAUAUCAAAAGAGAGCACGCUCUGGGUAGAGUUUAUACGGUUCAUCCAAACAAUACAGAAUGUUAUCACCUUCGUAUGCUUCUCCAUGAAAUCCGGGGCCCGAUUUCGUUUGUAGCGUUGAAAACUGUAAAUGGUCAAGUAUAUCCCACUUUUAAAUCCACGUGUAAGGCUCUAGGGUUACUUGAAGAUGAUGAAAAUUUGUACGCAGCACUAGAAGAGGCAGCACUUUGCCAAUCUCCGCAUAUGAUACGGGAUCUAUUUACGAUUAUAUUAGUGUUCUGCCAAGUAACAGAUCCCUUAUAUCUUUGGGACAAAUUCAAAGAAUACCUAUCUGAAGAUUUUAAAAUACGAUUAGAACGACAGGAUUCCGUGGAUGCAGAACACUUAGCGGACGUAGCGUUAAACAAAUGCUUAUCGGUAAUAGAAGAUUCCGUAGAGUAUCUCAAGAAAACAAGUUAUGACUUAGUAGUCUUAGAAGACGUCGUAAGAAACAAUGAAGAAUCUCUGAAUGACGAACAAAAGUUUGCUUACAAUCAAAUUAUUACAAGUGUUAAUAAUAAUGAGGGUCGAAUAUACUUUUUAGAUGCUCCAGGAGGAACUGGAAAAACUUUCUUAAUCAAUUUGAUUUUAGCGAAAGUUAGAAGUACUCGCGACAUUGCCUUAGCUGUAGCAUCUUCUGGAAUCGCAGCAACACUGCUCGAGGGUGAUCGAACGGCCCAUGCUACCUUCAAAUUACCACUCAAUCUAAUAACUUCGGCCACUCCCUUUUGUAAUAUAUCAAAACAAAGUAAUUUUGCGGAAGUUUUAAAAGAUACAAAAUUAAUAGUGUGGGACGAAAUUACAAUGGCGCAUAAGGGUGGUGUUGAGGCUUUAAAUAGAUCUCUAAAGGAUAUAAGGGAAAAUAAAAGGUUAAUGGAUGGUGUAACGGUUUUACUGGCUAGAGACUUUAGGCAGACUCUACCAGUAGUACCAAAAGGGACCAGAACUGAUGAAGUCAAGUCAUGUCUUAAAAGAUCUACUUUAUGGCCUAAGAUUAAUAUACUCAAACUGUCAAAAAAUAUGAGGGUACACUUGGGAGAGGAAAAGUUUGCUAGUGGAUUUUCAGAUCUUUUACUUGAAAUUGGCAAUGGUGAUUAUCCAUCGUUUGAUGAAAUGAUAACUAUCCCAGAAAAUUUGUGUACAGUUGUAACUACGGUUCAGGAUUUAAUAUCAAAAAUUUAUCCAGAUAUUGCUCAUAUUCAUGAUAAACCUAUGGAAUGGUUGUGUGAACGUGCUAUACUUACUCCAAAAAAUGACCAAGCGGCGGCUAUCAAUGAUACACUGCUGAUGUCUUUUGAAGGGGAAGAAAAAGUAUAUACUUCUAUAGAUACGAUGGUCAACAUGGACGAUGCAACUAAUUAUCCGGUUGAAUUUUUAAAUUCAUUGAAACCACCGGGCAUGCCAUAUCAUAGGCUUAUUCUGCGUGUGGGCACACCUAUUAUGUUGUCGCGAAAUUUGAAACCGCCUAAACUGUGCAAUGGGACUAGGCUUUAA
Molecule: messenger RNA, 2679 nt
Organism: Sipha flava (yellow sugarcane aphid)
Lineage: Eukaryota; Metazoa; Arthropoda; Insecta; Hemiptera; Aphididae
Exons: 4
Coding region: 1-2679 (892 amino acids)
Biological process (GO): DNA repair; telomere maintenance
Molecular function (GO): DNA helicase activity
Source: RefSeq, a predicted model, not a curated record